Molecule: messenger RNA, 1509 nt
Organism: Diachasmimorpha longicaudata
Lineage: Eukaryota; Metazoa; Arthropoda; Insecta; Hymenoptera; Braconidae
Exons: 1
Coding region: 75-1508 (477 amino acids)
Source: RefSeq, a predicted model, not a curated record
UUAGCCGUCAACUAUCUGAAAAACUUAAGCUUAUUGAAGAACAAUCCGAAAUAAUCCGUGAAUUGCAAAAUUCAAUGAAAGAGUUGAGAGAGGGUCAAACGCAAACCAGUCAGGCGCCGUCGGAAGGUGAAUUCGAUCGUCCGAAUGUUCUUGAUCCAACUUCACCCGCCGGAAGUAUUGUGCUAGAACAAUUAUCACUGCUCGCUAAGCAAAUCGAAGAUUUGAAACGAACCAAAGAAAUUCCAGAAACGUCUGCACCGGUAAGAACGUGUGAAAACACAUCACGAAUCACAAUGAAAGAUGCACUCGCAUAUAUUCCGACGUUCGAUGGAUAUAAUAUUAGCGUCACGCAAUUUAUGAGAUCUUGCAACCGGGCUUGUUCAAUGUUGAAUCAAUCAACUAUACCAAUGUUUCUAGCCCUCAUUCGCCAAAAAUUUACCGGACGCGCCCGAACAACACUUGAAAAUUUGGAGUAUCAAACCGCCUCUGAGCUUGAAUCUAAACUGCGCGAUUUUUUCGAUCCUAUUCGCACUGCAAACCAGUAUAAAGCAGCCCUCGAAAAUGUCUGCAAAAAAUCGCAUGAGCAUGUAGUCGAUUAUAUUAAUCGUGUUAGAAAUUUAUAUUGCGAUGUGAUAAAUGCCGAAACGCUUGAACGCGAGUGUUUGUCCACUGAAGAAAAAUGCAAACUUGAAAAAGAUGCCAUCAAUGCUUUUCUUAACGGCUUGCCACCGUCGCUUCGUGUACAAUGUCUCGCUAAACCGCAUAACUCACUUGAACAAACUUUCAAAACCACCGUCGAAAUAUACAAAAUUUUUGAACGUGAUUCUAAUAGAUUCAAUGAACCAGAAAAUUUUAUUGGUGUCACUCAAUUACAACCAGGGCAGAAUAACUUGAUCCCCCAUCACAGUAGCUCCUCAAACAAUCUAAGCCAAGAGCAUCACCAAAAUCAGCGAUUAAGUCCUCAAAAUCCACAUGGUAGUAAUUUCUCCCGCAACUUCAAUCAGUACGCUAACAAGAAUCAAGGGAAUAAUCAUAGGAACUACGGUAAUCCCGGUUAUAAGCAUCCUAAAACUGGUCCAAACCAUACAACCUAUCCAUUGCCUCAGAAUUUCCAAAAUAAUCAGAAUUACAAAACCCCUCAAUCAUUCCCAAAUUACCGAAACUCAUCCAAUUCCCAAAAUUACCAUGAAAUUCGGAAUUUUCAAAACGUAGAGGGAAAUUUCAAUUCACGGCAUAAUCAGGGUAUUAAACCAGACUAUAUUCCUGGGACCUUUUGCGAGCUAUGUCGCACCCCAGGCCAUAAUUUGUCAAAUUGCAGGAGGCUAGCAUUCAUGAAUAGGCAAAAGGAAAUGCAUUCAAAAAAUGGGAAUCUCCCCGGACAGAACGUCGACGGGACUACGGGGAGCGAAUCGAAAGAAAACCCGUCGGUUACUCAACAACUUACGAAACCAUUGACCGGAAUCUUGAAUCUAAAUCCACCCCUCCCAUCGUCAGUCCUAAAUCAAUGAA